Molecule: messenger RNA, 920 nt
Organism: Olea europaea var. sylvestris
Lineage: Eukaryota; Viridiplantae; Streptophyta; Magnoliopsida; Lamiales; Oleaceae
Exons: 3
Coding region: 99-920 (273 amino acids)
Source: RefSeq, a predicted model, not a curated record
AAUAGAGAAAAUCGACAGUGAAGAGAAGCAUCCUUUCUCUCAAUUUCACGGUUCCAAAACCAUUUUCCAAGAUAUCCCUCACCUAAAUCAGCUCCUACAUGGGUGGUCACAGAGUUAGGAAUAAGGAACCAAUGUCAUGGUCGGACGAGAAUGAACACACUUUCAUCGAAAUUCUUUAUGAGAAAGUGAAAUCAAAUGUAUUGCAAUGUUCAACAUUCACGAAAGACGAAUGGGGCAGGAUCAAUGAAAACAUGAUAGCUUCAACAAAAAUGGAUUACGGGAUAGAUAGAUUAAAGGGAAAGUGGAACCGCUUACGUAAGAUUCAUCGCAUGUUCUCUGAACUUUUGGGACAUACAGGGGUUACAUGGGAUCCAAAUACCAACAAAGUUAAUGCUGCUGAGGAAGUUUGGCAACACUUUUAUACGAUUAAUAGGUCGGAUUACAAGAUGUUCAAGAGGGAAGGAUGUAAGCACUACCACACUCUUGGGGAGAUAUUUAGUGGGACUACAGCUACUGGAGGAUUAUGCAAAGCCUCCACUCAGCUUCCAAACACAUCAGAGGAAGAAAGGCAACUAGAAGAUGAUUUUUUGAAUAGGGGAGUGCAUGUACAUGCAGAGAAUGAUGAUGAAGUCGAUGUGGUUUCUGAUACUCGUCGACGUAACGAAAUUGGUACAUCAGGUGAACGACGACGUAAGGAACCUAAGAUCAGUAAAAGUGAUAAACUUGAGGCAUGCAUGGCACAAUGGUCAUCUACAGUUAGUAUGAGGAAUGAAGAAACUGAACUUAGAACACUUUAUCUGAAAGAAAAGCUUGCAAAGAUUCAAGGAAAAUCAAGUAAUCAGUCAGAUGUUGAAGAGGGUGUCAUUUGUGAAGAUGCCAGAAGCAAGGAGAGGACCUAUCUUGGAACUACUUUGAUGUGA